AAAACAGGUUGCACAGCAUAGACGGGUACAGUCUCCUCUAAACAUCUGGUCGCUUGUUUUGCUAUCUUGUCGCUCAGAUUAUCAAAUUUUCCUUCGCUGAGAGCCACAACGUCGCGGGCGUGAUGAGGUCUCUAUGGGCGUGUGUGCUUGCGGCCAUUGUGCUGUUCGCCGCUGGGUCGGACCAGAGGGAAGCGGUGGCCGCGGAACGUGAGGAGAGCAAGGCAGUCGCCAUUUCUGAGGAAGAGAUUAGAACGGCGAACGGAAAAGGGACGCCUGAAGCACCAUUUCAACUGAAACCCGUCGACUGCGCGGAUCACCUGCUGAUGGGGAGCACGGCCAGCGGGGUCUACGAGAUCUACCCCUUUUCUAUUUUGCCAACUUGUGCCAGGUGCUCAUGCAGCGAGCCCGUGAGGGUGUGGUGCGACAUGGAGACCGACGGCGGCGGCUGGACCGUCUUCAUGGCCAGGCAGAGGCAGACGCCGCAGGUGAACUUCAACCGGUCCUGGACGGAGUACAGGGCGGGCUUUGGCGACGCUACAGGAGAGUUCUGGCUUGGAAACGAACUGCUGCACAGGAUUACCUCGAACAGGAAGUAUUCGCUCCGCGUGGACUUCACCCUCGAGAGCCAGGGCCAGCAGUUUGCCGAGUGGGAGGAAUUCAGGCUUGACGAUGAGAGGAACAAGUACAAGAUUAACCUAAAGGAUCAUUUGCCAUGGAGUACGGCAAACACUAACUGUCUUACUUACAUGAAUAAUCGGUAUUUUACUACAUACGACCGUGACUACGAUUAUCACGUUGGAAACUGUGCUGCCACAAUCGGCGGUGGCUGGUGGGUCAACAACUGUCGCUAUAUGCACUUAACUGGCGUCUACGAACAAGGCCUGAACACCAGCUGUACCAGCACCCGAGUUCGAGUCUCCCGCGCGCAGAUGAAGAUCCGACCCGCCAUCUGCACCGAAGCCCUGAGGAGGAUUUCGGUCGACAGUCGCCAGUGCGGGACGUGUGCUUAGGCGCCGAUUUGUUUUGAUCGAUCAGCUGAUUGAUUUUCCUUCAGUGGCUUCUUUUUAUUUUUUGUGAGAUGUAUCGACAAGCUUCUAUAUUUUUUUUAGCAAAAUUGGGAGCUUCUCUGGCCCUGAUGGAUUUUCUUUGCCGAAGACUUAUCCUAUGUGGAUUAUUAUUGUUUAUCUAUUUGUUAUUAUUAUUCUUAUCAUUAUCUUUUUUCCUGUACCGACAAGCUCCGAAUUUUUUUUUGGCGAAAUGUGUCCUACAUGGAUCUACAUUAGUGUAAAGACUUGGCUGUAACUAAGCUGUAAUUUCCACCUGCUGAAGAGACUAAUCUUCGACAUGAUAUGAAUUAAGCUCGUCUUCAAAAUCAUGCUUGCGGUGUUAUAGACGGAAUAUGAUUCUUUUUUCUUUGGUUUUUAGUUCAUGUUCAAAAUUAUACUUCCCAGAACGAGCGAUAAAAUUGGCAAAAUGA
Messenger RNA from Penaeus vannamei (Pacific white shrimp), 1477 nucleotides. RefSeq names its product microfibril-associated glycoprotein 4. The record is from RefSeq and is a predicted model, not a curated record. NCBI's taxonomy places the organism in Eukaryota, Metazoa, Arthropoda, Malacostraca, Decapoda, Penaeidae.